Molecule: messenger RNA, 2183 nt
Organism: Scomber scombrus (Atlantic mackerel)
Lineage: Eukaryota; Metazoa; Chordata; Actinopteri; Scombriformes; Scombridae
Product: CASP8 and FADD-like apoptosis regulator
Exons: 11
Coding region: 459-1877 (472 amino acids)
Biological process (GO): proteolysis; negative regulation of extrinsic apoptotic signaling pathway via death domain receptors
Molecular function (GO): protein binding; cysteine-type endopeptidase activity
Source: RefSeq, a predicted model, not a curated record
GGAAUUCAAUUGUAAAUUGCUCCAUUGGCAAAAAAACCAAACUGUACAUAUAUAUAUAUUCCAAGAAGAAAUGUGUAUCAGCUACCAUUGAGUCACAGCCUAAUUAAACCUGUCGUUUUGUGUUACCUUCCGCUGUGACAAGCUAACUCACCGUGUUAUCUGGACGGUGAGUUGACUGCUAGCUGACGUCUGUUAACAGCACUGCCACGAAAGCUGGAGCCCACACGCCAACAACGUUAGCUACCUUUAGCUUGGCUUUGCAUGGCAGCUGCUGGUGGACAUUCUCAUCCCCGGUCGUGACCAGGCCGAAGCGGCUGGCUGCCUGACUUCAACGCCGAGCAUCUGAUGUAUCCCCCGCCUCUGUAAUCAGAGUUCGACAUUAAAGGCUUCUAGGCGUAGUCUAUCGGACGUCAAAGUUCCUUUUGUCAACUACCACAAGUCAUCGUCUACCUGCAGAAAUGGCUCUUCCAGACACACAUCUGCUCCAGUAUAUUAAUAUAAUAGCAGAUUCCCUCAGCUGCGGUGAAGUCGGAAGGCUCCUGUACUUGUGUGAAAACCUGGACGCAGAUGACAGCGUGUCUCGUUUGAAGGACGUCUUGAGGUCUAAAGUGACAGGCUGUGAGGAUGGUCGUCUGCUCCUGGCAGAGCUCCUCCUGCAUUUGAGGCGUUUUGACAUCCUGAGAAAGGUGUUCAGUUACAGCAGAGCUGAGGUGGAGGAGACUCUAAAACACAGGGAGGUGCUGCCAAGAUUCAGAGUACUGAUUGCUAAUAUAAGUGAGGAUAUGGCCAGUGAAGAUCUGAAAAGUGUGAAAUUCCUGUUAGGCAGCACAUUGCCUCGUGAAAAGACAGAAAAAGCAAAGAAUUUCCUGGACGUAGUUACUGAACUGGAGAAGUUGGAUAAAGUUUCACCUGAAAGGGUGGAGUUAGUAGAAGAAUGCUUAAGACAUAUUGACAGGAUUGACCUGGCCAAAAAAGUGAAUAUGUACAAGACAUCAGUUGUAACAUCUGAACAACGUUCAUGUCAACAGCAAAGUUACAGUUUUCCUCUUCAAUCCCCCACUCCAAAUAGUACCCAAUCUCCACAACAAACAAGACUGGUACAGUCCCGUCACAUUGUCCAAGAAAAAAUACCAGUGCCUAUAUACAGAGAGAAGAACUAUCGGAGUCCACUAGAUUGGUACAAAUUUAACAGUGAUCCCAGAGGAGUAUGUGUUAUCAUAGACUGUGUGGGCAAUGACGGAGAGAUGCUGGAACAUACAUUUAAGGCUCUUCACUUCAAUGUGGUCCUUCACAAAUUGCUUAGUGUGGAUGACACGCUUUCAACUCUCAGAAGGAUUUUCAGACAGAGAGAGAACCACAGAGGUGACGGCUUUGUCUGUUGCAUCAUUAGCCGCGGCACAGCCAGUCAUCUUCUGGCUACAGACUCGUAUGGCAUGGGUCUUCGUCUUGACACUGUCAGGCAGCUUUUCACUGCGGAUGAAUGCCCCAUGUUGGCUGGCAAGCCUAAGCUCUUCUUCAUCCAGAGGUACAGCAUCCCUGAGUUCCAGCCCUAUGCCAGGAUGCAGCAUCGGGACAAGGAUCUGGAGACAGAUGGUUGUGAUGGGCUGUCCAGGGGUAAUUCAGUCCCUACAGAUGCAGAUGUCUUCUGGAGUCACUGCUGGACAGAUGAACGUCACCUGCAACAAGGACAUCAUCGCUCCAUCUACCUGAAGGCUCUGACAGAUGCCUUACACAAAGGCCAGAGAAGGAAAACAUCUCUUAUUGAUGCUCAUCUUGAGGUGAACAGGGCCAUCUAUGAACACAACAAUGGGAAUCCUGGAGAAGAUUACCACAUCGAUCUGAAACAUACUCUAAGGAAAGAGCUUCACUUACAAUAGAGGAAUUAUUACUAUCACUUUCACCAAACCCUCAAUACUAUCAACCUAACAUAUACAUGUUGUACUCCUUGCCAGAGAAGAACUUUGUUUUUAUUUACUGUGUCUACUAUGACCCCUACUGGUUGUAUGAACUCAAAACACUUACAUUUAUUUAUUUUUUAAGAUGAAGGUGCAAAGUCUAUUUAAGUGCUUGUAUCCUAUAUGAAUGUGUAACUUAUACAUUUUAAAACUUCCAUAACAGACAUAAAUACAAUAUGCACACAAUACAAAACAACAGUGAUAAUAGUAAAUAGUUAAAAACAACAA